ACAGUAUUAAAGAAUAAUAAUACAGAAUAACCUAAAAAGUAUGAUAAUAAAAGGAAAAAUCAUUUUGAUAUUAGCUUUGCUAAACAUAUGCUUGACAGCUCCUAUUAACAUUCCCCUCAAUUCUAAUAAUUGGUAAUUAGUAUGGGGUGGAAAUCAGUUUUAAUAUGCCACCAUUGCAAAUGGUCAAAAGAUGUCAUGGGUUGGAUAACACGUCUCUUAGUGCUGUAGCUGUGGAGAAGACUAUGACACCUAUUCCACUUUGGUAGAGAGUACUAAUAUAUGGGCCAGAUACUUUAAAUUAAAUAUCACUGCUUCUACUCCUGCUUAAGCAAGAUAGGGAAGUGCUCCUUGUGCUUGGGAGGUCUUCUGGGUUGGAUUCAACUGGAGAUGGACUACUUAACCUGAAAAAAACUCUAAUUACAUAAUUUAUAAACCAGCUGAAACAGAUAUAGAUGGUGGUUUAGAAUUAGGUACUAUGUCUUAGACUGUUGGCUAAACGUUUUUGUACACUCCUGACCCUUUACCCAAAUAUGGUGCCUUGCAAAUAGGAAAAUAUUAUACCUAUAAUAUUAACAGAGGAUUUAAUAGUAUACAAUUAGGUUUAAAUAACACAUACUAUCCCUCUUAACCAAACACUGGCUUAUUCGAUUAACUUGGUUCUAUAAUGCUUUAUACUGAAGACUCUUCAGCCUCUAUUUCUUCAGUCUCUAUUGAUUUCUACUAGACUACUACCAGAUAUUAUUCUAACACAACAAUUUAGAAUCUAGCUAAUAAUUAUGUAAGUCUUGAAUCAACAGUCGCUAGCUAAGUAGGAGUGAGUGCUAAUAAAAUUAUUCUAACAGGCUUAUAAUAAUUAAAUUCAACUACUAUUAUAGGAUAUUUCUAUUAAAAUAGUUGAAAUAUAUAAAUAUCAAUAAAAAAUUAUAUAUGAAAUUAAAGUGAUAGCUUGUUUUCUAUUUUUUUCAUUAAUUAUUUCAUAAAAGUGCAACAAAAAUAAUAUUAAUAUAGCUAUUUUUUUUAUUUUGA
Molecule: messenger RNA, 1026 nt
Organism: Tetrahymena thermophila SB210
Lineage: Eukaryota; Ciliophora; Oligohymenophorea; Hymenostomatida; Tetrahymenidae
Product: transmembrane protein, putative
Exons: 2
Source: RefSeq, a predicted model, not a curated record